Messenger RNA from Equus quagga, 5941 nucleotides. It is a transcript of the gene LRRC15, whose product is annotated as leucine rich repeat containing 15. The coding region runs from base 254 to 1996 and encodes 580 amino acids. Gene Ontology annotation, cellular component: extracellular matrix. The transcript is spliced from 3 exons. Gene Ontology annotation, molecular function: protein binding. Lineage: Eukaryota; Metazoa; Chordata; Mammalia; Perissodactyla; Equidae. The record is from RefSeq and is a predicted model, not a curated record.
CGUCGCACAUCCUCCUUUCGGGCUCCUUCUGGUCGACGGCGGCUCUCGCGGGAGCCGAGCUGCUGGUCAGCACCAUGGCUGUGGGAGCAUCUGGACCUACCACCUUUUAGCUCGAAGUGCAUCCUAAGUUUUCUGGACCUACUCAGGGCCACUCAGUGUUUCUUUGUGGAAACUGGGGCUAGUACCCAGAAGGCAGAUCCCAGGCAUCAGCUGAGCCCAAACAGCCCCUUCCAGCGAGACGGGAAGAGAGGCCAUGCCAUUGAAGCAUUAUCUCCUUUUGCUGGUGGGCUGCCAAGCCCUGGGUGCGGGCUUGGCCUACUAUGGCUGCCCCAGCGAGUGUACCUGCUCCAGGGCCUCCCAGGUGGAGUGCACUGGGGCGCGCAUUGUGGCGGUGCCCACCCCUCUGCCCUGGAACGCCAUGAGCCUGCAGAUCCUCAACACGCACAUCACGGAGCUCAGCGAGUCCCCGUUCCUCAACAUCUCGGCCCUCAUCGCCCUGAGGAUCGAGAAGAAUGAGCUGUCUCACAUCAUGCCUGGCGCCUUCCGCAACCUGGGCUCGCUGCGUUACCUCAGCCUCGCCAACAACAAGCUUCAGGUCCUGCCUAUUGGCCUCUUCCAGGGCCUGGAUAACCUUGAGUCGCUCCUUCUGUCCAGCAACCAGCUGGUGCAGAUCCAGCCAGCGCACUUCUCCCAGUUCAGCAACCUGAAGGAGCUGCAGCUGCACGGCAACCACCUGGAGUACAUCCCUGACGGCGUCUUCGACCACCUGGUGGGCCUCACCAAGCUCAAUCUGGGCAAGAACAGCCUCACCCACCUCUCGCCCAGGGUCUUCCAGCACCUGGGCAACCUCCAGGUCCUCCGGCUAUAUGAAAACAGGCUCACGGACAUCCCCAUGGGCGCCUUUGACGGGCUUGGGAACCUCCAGGAGCUGGCCCUGCAGCAGAACCAGAUUGGUGCGCUCUCCCCUGGCCUCUUUCACAACAACCGGAACCUCCAGAAGCUCUAUCUGUCCAACAACCAUAUCUCCCAGCUGCCUCCCGGCAUCUUCCUGCAGCUGCCCCAGCUCAACCGUCUCACCCUCUUUGGGAAUUCUCUGAAGGAGCUCUCUCCAGGGAUCUUUGGGCCCAUGUACAACCUGCGUGAGCUCUGGCUCUACGACAACCACAUCACCUCUCUACCCGACAACGUCUUCAGCAGCCUCCACCAGUUGCAGGUCUUGAUCCUCAGUCGCAACCAGAUCAGCUACAUCUCUCCGGGCGCCUUCAAUGGGUUGGCGGAGCUUCGGGAGCUGUCCCUCCACACCAACGCACUGCAGGAGCUGGACGGGAACGUCUUCCGCAUGUUGGCCAAUCUGCAGAACAUCUCCCUGCAGAACAACCGCCUCAGACAGCUCCCAGGGAAUAUCUUCGCCAAUGUCAACAGCCUCAUGACCAUCCAGCUACAGAACAACCAGCUGGAGAACCUGCCCAUGGGCAUCUUUGACCACCUGGGGAACCUGUGUGAACUGCGGCUCUAUGACAACCCCUGGAGGUGUGACUCAGACAUCCUUCCGCUCCACAACUGGCUCCUGCUCAACAAGCUCAGGUUGGGGACAGACACCCUCCCAGUGUGUUUCAGCCCAGCCAGUGUCCGAGGCCAGUCCCUCAUCAUCAUCAGCAUCAACGUUGCUGCCCCCAGUGUCCAGGGGCCAGUGACCCCUGAGGUGACUAGCUCCUCACAAACGUCACGAUACCCAGACACCUCCAGCUACCCUGACACCACCUCCAUCUCCUCCACCACUGAGUUCACCAGUGCUGUGGACAUCACGGAUCUGACCACCAUUAGUGUGCCCACUGGGGCCCACAUGUCCACGGCCCAGAACGGGCUGGUCAUUGCCGCCAUUGUCAUUGGCAUCAUUGCCCUGGUCUGCUCCCUGGCUGCCUGCAUCUGCUGUUGCUGCUGCAAGAAGAGGAGCCAAGCAGUCCUGAUGCAGAUGAAGGCACCCAAUGAGUGUUAAAGAGGCAGGCUGGAGGCAGGCUGGAGGCCGGGCUGGGGAACACUGGGACCACCAGAGGAUCCGGGAUUUUCAUCAUUCUGCUUCCACCCCUGGGUCCACAGAGCCAUUCCCUGCUCCCUCUCUCUAAUCCCCAGGAGAAAGGCACCUCUCCCCUUUCUUGACCCUCCUAGUUCUCCUCUUUCAACAGGAGAACCAGCUCUUGCAGGACCUCCUUACCACCAGGGAGGUUCAACCGGCCAUGGCAAAAACCCUGUGGGGUUUCCAGUUCACGUCCCAGGGCUUCCUUCAUGAAAGCUCCUCCUCCAAAGUCUCACCAGCUCUCCUCCAAGGACAGCCUUCCCUGUGCCCGCGCCCCGCUCCUCCUGGCCUCUGCAGACUCUAUGAUUCCACGCCUGCUCACUUGUGGGAACAGUUCUCUGCCAGGAUGGCCCCUCUCCCGAGUAUUAUGUAAGCUGAUUUCUCUUCUUUUGCUCCCCUUGUUUGUGGCAUGGCUCUACCUGGUCCCCUCAAAUGAAAAGUCUCCCUUGAUUUUCUGCUCCUGAAGGCAGGGUGAGUUCUCUCCUCGAAGAAGGCUUCAAACCUUCUAGCUGGUUUCUUAAGAACUGCCAAGUGCCCUGGCUUUCAGGAUGCUAUGAAAGAAAGAAGGGAGAAUGAUGAUGCUCAGUUCCUGGAGAUGGAGCCAUCCUCAGUGUCCCUCUCAUCUGGAAAAGGAAGACAGGCCUCAGUGCACCAAGUUCAGCCUUUUAGAGAGUAUUUCCCAACUCUAAACUUUGCUUUGAAAAUUUUAGUCCUGUAAGGAAUAGAAUCAUGUCAAAUUUCUGACCCCUAAAGACAUUAAAAUCAGCUUAUCGGUAUUAGGUGGAAAAGGCAACCCGGUACCUGGGGGUCCUUGUGUUCACCCCUAGGGUUUGUCUCUUGCAAAUUUUUAUUGAAGUAUAACAUACGUACAGAAAAGUGGGAGCAUGAUAUUGUAGAGUUUGAUGGAUUUGCACAAACUGUGCACACCCGUGUGAUCAGCAUCCAGAUCAAGAAAAGGACAUCACUAGUAUCCUCCAUCCUGGGCUUUUACUGAAGAAGACUGGGGCUUGUGGAAAUGGCAUGGACUUACUUGGGACCUGGCUCCCCAUGAGCCAGGGUGGGCCCCCCACUGACCCCCAAGCUAGCCCUUACAAAGGCCCACCUGCCGGGGGUGGAGGAGAAGAUGUGAGUACACUCGGGCCUGGACGGGGGGUUUUACUAAGUCCCCGGACCCUGAGGCACCCACACUGGCCGGGUUAGAUUCCUCUCACCUCCAGAGGCCCAUGCAACCACACACCCGUCCCUGCCGACAUGCUGUCUGCUGCUCAUUGGAGAGCCCUCUGCCUGGGCCUUUUAUGGGCAUGAUGAGCCUAUGUCUGUUUUUAAUUUUCACUCUCCACUUGGGGGAAGUGAAAUAGCUCAGAGAUGAGAUCCUUUAAUUGAACAGCCGAGUGUAAUGGAACCCAGCAACCCCUCUAACGUCAUGGUACAAUUCUCCAUCAACAUUACAGUCAGCUAGAAACUGAACUUCAGAAUUCUCACAUGCGGCAGGCAACGUCAGGAUACACAGAGAGGUCACGCUGGGUCUGAGGGCUCUCUGGAGCUCCUCCUGCCUGUGAUCUGCUUAUGAGUUGAGUUGUUUAGUCUAGGGUUAUUCUCCUCCUUGGGUUACAGUCACACGGAUACCUGCCCUCGCCGCCCUACACACACAGUCACACUGAUAAAUGUUAUGCUUGUGGCAAUGCAUGUCUUUCUCUGGACAACUGGUCUACCACUUUAGAACUAAAAGCAGUGAAGUGGAGAAUUGCAGGUGUCCAUGUCUGCCCAGGAAGGAGCUGCAGCCAACACUAUAAGGAUUUGGAAAUCCGCCAUCAAUCCUGACUGGCCCCUGCUAGUUCCCUCUGCCCCAGAAGACUAAGAAAUCCCCUGGGGCCUUAGCAGCAUGAUGCUGACAGGUCCCUAUCGAAAAGGGUCUGGGAGGGGAUGUGUGUGAGAGCUAGUGUGCUUUGUAGCUUUUCACUCUCUGGCCCAGGAAUCUGGGAGAGAUGGGGCCUGUCAGGUGGAAAAGACAUCAUCUCCCCACGGUAAAUCUGGGUCUCCAAAUGUUUCCCAAAUAGUUGUAGCAACUGGUGGACACGUACCAAGGCUUGCCAGGGUCCAAAAGGAAGUGAGCCCAGAGCUUGGGGCAUGAGCAUUGUACCACUGAUGGUGGCCUGCCAUAUUGAUCCUGGGGCAAAAAGGGCAAGCUCGGCCUGCUCUCCUCCAGACAGGGACCAAGGUGUGGCACUGCGUUCCUCAAGGUGCUCCUUUGAGGCGGCUCCAACAUCUCAUUGUGCAAGUGGACCAGAGAUGGCAGAGGGGGGAGGAGGGAGUCCUCUUCAUCCAGAGCGUCCUGCCACUGUGAACCCAGAACCUGGGUAUUUCUGGCAUUGGCCAUGACAUUGGGGUAGCCCCCUCUCUGGCCCAGAAUGUCAACGUAUGUCCCCAGGCGAAAGGCUGGCCUGAGGGCAGCUCUCCUCAUAUGACUUCACCAGGAGCACCCAGUGGGGGUGGGGGACCCUUCCGAGCUUGCCCAUUUUUUCUCUCAUCAGAGUGGACUGGAUGGAGGCUUCGGGCCUCCUUCUCCUCGGCAGGACUUUUGGCCUCUUGGAACCAUGUUUUCUGGUCAGGGAGCUGCCAGAAAAGCUGGGCGGAGUCUCCUUUCCAACUGGAUGGUACAUUCGCUCACUUCUUUGGGGUAGAGUGAGCUGCUUGGCCCCCCAAAAGUUGAGGUAGGGCACAGAGUUCACUUCACUUUCCCCGUUUGCUCCCUGGCUUCUGGGGCACCUUGCCAGUACCAGCAGCCUCUGUCUGGAGUGGAGGGUCAAUGUUGGAGGAAAGAUAAUAAAAGCCAGUUAGAACCACUGUUUUUCAAAAAUGCUCACAGUGCAUAGGUACAUGGAAAGCACUUCACAGGCAUUUUCUUUUUAACCCUCACGACGCGCUGUGCAUGGGUCCUACCAUCAUCCCCUUGUGACAGAGUCUAAAACCACUUGUUCUUCCACAAAAUUAUUCAAUGCUCAGUGUAUUCAGGCUGUGGGUUUUCCUUCUCUCUCCAGACGUGUACAAGUCCUCGUGGCCCGUCCUGGGCUUUCAUUAUUAAACCAAAGAAAAUGGGAAGCACUCUUGUUGCUUCCCAAAGUCGUAGCCUGUGGGAGCUCACUUGGUCCUGUGUGGAUCAAAAGCUUUGUAAAUACAGCAAAAAAAUUAAACUCACUCAUCCAUUAAAGAAAAACUGGCCCCUCAUGGGAAUUAUUGGGCUGUGUGUAUAUUGUUUCUCCUCUUUAGAAUGUAAAGGCACAGCACCGUUCUCAGAACUCUUCACAGGCAACAACACAACUUCCACAACCUUUCAGAUGUCAGUAUAGAGCAGUUUUAGGAAUCGAUUUCCAAACUCAGGAAGCUUAUGGAGAGCAGACACCUAGAGAUAACUAGGUAACUAGAGUUAGUAAACAGACAUUGGCUGUAUCCCAACCUUUAGCUAUGAACCACCCUAAGAAUUCAGCCCACGGAUCCCACAGUUGGAACCGAAUCCAGGUUGUUUCGGUGGUGGUCUUGGGGAGGAAGCCAUUGCUGUGGUUCAGAGAGGGUGGGCGGACGCUCCUCCAGGCCCAGCUCCUUCCAGUCCAAGCUUUCCCCUUCACUUAACGAGAGAUCGUUCUCACCGGCCCAUUGCCUUCAUGCUGCCUGCAAAAGUAGAUCAUCUUUGCCUCGCUUAGAGAAUCAUUGCAAAUAGUCCCAGGUGCUUGGUGACGCAUUUAGAAACUUCUAGGCCCCUGGGGUGUUAUAGAGUGUGAGCCCUGGUGGGCAGGGUUGGGGGCCCGUCUUUGCUGGAUGCUGCUUGUAACAAAUUUGGUGUACAGAAUCAACAAUAAAUGGUAAACAGGA